CAAUUCUUGUGGAUUGGGGAGUGCUCUCUUUCUCUCUUUCCUUCUUUCCUUCUGUCUCUCUUUCCCUGUCCCUGGCCUUUCUUGAACUUAUCCACUUUCUCAUAUCUUUUCUCUCAUAGUUUCUAGGCUUUCCAAUUGAAGUGAUUAAGAUGAGAAAACCUUGCUGUGAUAAACAAGACACCAACAAAGGAGCUUGGUCUAAGCAAGAAGACCAGAAGCUCAUUGACUACAUCCGAAUCCAUGGUGAAGGUUGCUGGAGAUCACUCCCUCAGGCUGCAGGCUUGCUUCGGUGUGGUAAAAGCUGUAGGCUAAGAUGGAUAAACUAUUUGAGGCCAGACCUUAAAAGAGGCAACUUUGCUGAAGAUGAAGAAGACCUCAUCAUUAAGCUCCAUGCACUCCUAGGCAACCGGUGGUCUUUGAUAGCAGGGAGAUUGCCUGGUCGUACAGACAAUGAAGUGAAGAACUACUGGAAUUCCCAUUUGAGGAGAAAGCUAACAAAUAUGGGUAUUGAUCCAAACAACCAUCGUUUGAACCAAAGGGUUCCUCGUCCUCAAACUCAACUUGUAUCUGGUGGUAGUGACACAUCUUCUGGAUCAAAGACACAUAUUUUUCAGCCAUGUAAGCCAGUAAAAUCUCAAGGGGAUAAUGAUCAGGUCUCUGAUGCUGGAAGCUGCCUAGAGGAUGAUACCUGCAACUUGCCUGAUUUGAACCUUGAUCUUACUAUUAGGAUUCCUUCUCCUUCACUUGCAGUGAUGGAAGAAAGCCAGCAAUUUCCAGAUUCAAAUAUUGCUGGGGAACCUGAAUGUGCCCCUUCUUCCACACUUCUUCUCUUUAGGUAAUAUUAUACUUCUUAUGUCAGAAAAUUAGAUUAGAUUAUGAGAUUUAGUAAUCUUCAAGUACAAAGAUUCUAAGGCAUUCGCAUUUGUUAGGGUGUCUCUUUGUGGAAGGUCGAAUAAGUGAUAAUAUGUAAUCAUUGUUGCAUUUAAGAGAAAGGAUAGUGCCAGCAAACCACCCAUAUCUAGUGGUUUGUUUCAGUCUCUCUUUUGAUUCAUGAAAUUUAUUACUUUUACUGUGGCAAA
Molecule: messenger RNA, 1079 nt
Organism: Macadamia integrifolia
Lineage: Eukaryota; Viridiplantae; Streptophyta; Magnoliopsida; Proteales; Proteaceae
Product: transcription repressor MYB4-like
Exons: 3
Coding region: 150-839 (229 amino acids)
Source: RefSeq, a predicted model, not a curated record